Messenger RNA from Plasmopara halstedii, 1845 nucleotides. RefSeq lists its product as uncharacterized. Bases 1 to 1845 code for a protein of 614 amino acids. NCBI's taxonomy places the organism in Eukaryota, Oomycota, Peronosporomycetes, Peronosporales, Peronosporaceae. The transcript has 5 exons. The record is from RefSeq and is a predicted model, not a curated record.
AUGAUCUCACGCCUGCGUCUGGGCGGUGCUGGAGGUAAUGCCAAUAAUGGAAGUGCUAGCACAAGCACCAGCAUUUUUGGUGCCGCCGCGUCGGCCAUGAGCAGCAUCAGCGGCGGGAGUAUUCUUCCAGGCAACAGCUAUGUUGAGAGUGCAGCAGCUGCCGCAGCUGCCAACCACGCAGCUAGCUCAAACGCUGCUGGAUCUUCAGGAGCUGCAGGUCUAGAGACGCCCAACAGCGUCAAAGCAGCGGGUGGAGGAUUUUUUGGGGUACAACGCAUGGUAGCGCUCGUCAAUCAGGCUAAUAGGAGUUUGCAGUCGCUUCAAGGAACUACAGCAGUUCAAGGAGGUAAAGCUGGGACGCAGACGAGAGGCUCACAAGAUGUCGAUCGUGAUGGUCAAGUGAUUGUGGAAAUUUUUGAAAAUGAACGUCUUGAAGGAAAGUUGCAGGCUAUGGAUCCAAAACGUUUCAGUGACCGCCAUGCGGCACCUGGUGCAGGGCAAGACGAGAAGCCCGAGGGAGAUCUAACUGCUGGUUAUGAAUGGGUUACAGACUGGGAAAUUGAUCAAAAUUAUACUGCAGUGGACCGUGACGGAUGGACAUAUGCCGCUGACUUUGUAGAAAUAGUUCGAUUGCUUGGGGAUGAUUUAAGUCACGCUUCACGUCACCCCACGGACGCAGUUCGUCGACGUCGAUGGAUUCGUUAUCGCCAAUGUGUAGAUGAAAAUACACCACAGUCACCGACAGAUUCAACCGAAACCAAAUCCUUAGCUUCAUCAGCGAAUUCGACGAACUGGGGUGAUACGGCAAGUGGACAUGUGAAUGAUUACGUGCCAGAUGAUAACGACGAUCCAUUUAUGCGUACAGCUCAGAAGACUCAAACAGGUUUCCGUGUCAACGUCAACUUUGCUCAUCGUGGAAAAAAAGACAACACAAAAGAUUAUCAAAGUAUCAGUCUGACCGACGUCAUGUGGUUAGUCAAUGCACACGAUGUGACAAAUGCGCCGACAGAAGAAUUGAUGCGCGAGAAGACUGCAAACUUGGAGGAACAGAUUAAGGAAGCCACGUCACGCUCCAAAUCGCUGGAAAAGGAAUUGCGUACCAAGCACGACAAACAGACGAGGGAAUUAACUUUGCAACAGAAAAAAUUUGACGCGCUUGUGGCCCAAUACAGAAAAAUUCAAGCAGAAAAUGAGAAGCUUCAAGUGAGUGUAUCGGGACACCGCGUCACAGUCGAUGCUUUGCGUAAAGAAGCGACUGAAAAGGAUAUGCUUGCGAACGAAGAGCAACGAGCGCUUAACGCAGAAACUGCAGCUCAAAAUCAGGCACUAGAGGAAAAAGCUAAAGCGCUUGCAACUGCACGUAUGCGUUACAAGCGCGACAACAAGCAGCUCGCGGCGGCUGUAGAGGAUGCGAAGAAACGCUUAGAACAACACAAAGCUCAAGCCAAUAUGGACUCGCAAGAUCCAGUCGCAAAAGAUCUUAAGACAGAAAUGGACAAAGUGCGACAGCUACACGCAAAACUGGAGGCAGUUCGCCAACAUCGACUUGUUGUUGAGGAGGAGAGUAAGGCACUAUUUAACCAAGUGGUGGAAAAGAAGGCUGACCUAAAAUUUAAGUCAAAGAAGAAGAUGGAAACAGCGUUAAGCGAGGUGGAUGCAAAGAUAAAGACUUUAAAAGAGGAGCAAGCUUCAUUGUCGAAGAGUUUGGCGCAAAAACCGGAGGGCGACGCUUUACGCAAAAUUAAUGCUCGAAGGAACGACAUUAGAAGUGAACUUGGCGCUUUGAAGGAACGACGGACAAUGCUGCUUGCGGAGAAGCGAAAGCAGGAGGGUGUAGAGCUGUAG